This is a messenger RNA of Cokeromyces recurvatus, 1950 nucleotides long. RefSeq lists its product as uncharacterized. Bases 1 to 1950 code for a protein of 649 amino acids. Gene Ontology annotation, molecular function: protein binding. The transcript has a single exon. Lineage: Eukaryota; Fungi; Mucoromycota; Mucoromycetes; Mucorales; Mucoraceae. The record is from RefSeq and is a predicted model, not a curated record.
AUGACAAGUGUUGAUUACUUUGGCAUUCAUUCUGUCAUCAAUAAAGAAGAUUUUCAAAAUAAUGUACUUGUAGAGGAUUGUCCAAAUGUAGGCAGAUCACUUGUUGCAAAGCGUCCUCUUGCACCUGGAGAUAUUGUACUUGUUGAAGAGCCUUUAAUUCAGUAUGAUCUUAAGCCUACUUGUCGAUCAAGUAAAUCGCCCUAUUACUCUAAAAGACUUUGGAAGUUAAUUACCACAAUAGUCCAAGAUAUAGAAAAGAGAGAGGAAGAUGAAACUAGCAAGUGCACCGAGGAUAUAAAGAAAAAAGUAGAACAAGGAUAUGAAUCAUAUGAUGAGGAUGACAAUGAUAGCGAGGAUGAGGAUGAAGAUGAGGAUGCGCCCAGUAAUGAUUCUGAUUUUUGUCCUGGUGUACCAGCAGCUAUUAUUGCUUACUUGAAUAUUCAUCCACCUAAAUCAUAUAAUAAUGUACAAAGACGUCAAACUUAUAAACAAAAAGACUUUGAUUUCUUUUAUUAUCCUAAUACAGACACUGAGCCUCAUUGGUUAGAUCACAAAACUAUAAGAAUUAUUCACACUGUAACUCAAAAGGUAGUAGACACAAUUCCUUUAUAUUCGCAUGUCGAUCCUUUUGAUCUUCGUAGUUUUGUCCUCAAAAUAUACUCAAAUGCACAUACAGUUUUGCUCCCUCGUAAUCGAACAUUACCAACGCAUUCUGCCAAAAGGGCACGUCGUGCGAUGUAUAAACAUAAAUUUGGAGAAGAUAAUUAUUUGAACUGCUAUUGGGGUAAUGAAGAAGCAGAAGCUGGAGAUAUAAAUACACCUACUAUCGCUCUUUUACGUUGGGGAUCUAAAUUUGCUCAUUCUUGUUCACCUAAUCUGUUUUUACGUUUUGAACCUGCUCGUAAUGCAAUGAUCUUUACCGUAAUCCGUCCUUUGAAAGAAGGUGAUAUCUUGUCCUUUUCUUAUUUGCCCGAGGAUGAGUCAACUUUAGGCGGUUUAAUUUGUGGAACGACCAUGGAUCGUCAAGCGAAACUGGAGAAGUUUAAAUUCUUUAAAUGCACUUGUGAGCGUUGUGUUGAUUGGGAUUGGUCAAGAGGAGUUGCAUGUAAAAAUUGUAAUCAACCUGUUAAUUAUCGUAAUCAGCAUGGGAUAUGGACCUGUUUCGCAUGUCAAGCUCAAGUAAAGGAUGAUGAAGCUAGUUUUAUAGGUGAACGAGAGAAUAAUGUACAAGUGAUGGUUAUGAAUUUUAUAUCUCGUAUCAAUGGUAACCGCUCUAUGAAUGAAGGUAUGAUGCGUAUGUUGGAGCCUUAUCUUUUGGAUUUACUUGACCCUUCACCCGAAAAGAAUAAAGUCCCUGUACCCAAGAAUCAUUGGGUUCAUGGUAUAAUACAUUCAUUAUUAUCAUUUUAUCAUCUAGUCUUGUUUCCUCAAUCAUUUGGUAAGGGCCUUGCAUCUCAAUUAGGCUUAACUAUGAAAGGUUUAGAAGAAGCUUUGAUUUAUAUUGAAUUUUUAAAUCUUUCUAUUCGUACACGUCCAAAUCCUAAAAAUUCUCUUCCUAAUGGGAACCCUAUGGCUGCAUUCUUUGCUGGCUGGCGUAUUCUUUCUUUAGUAAUUGACUUGGUAAUGGAAAGCACUGAAAACAAAUAUGCAAAUAUUGUUUAUGAUAAAUAUGAUUCAGACUCUGAUGAAGAAUCUGUUCCCAACUCAAUAGAAAAGGACCAAUCCAUUACUAAAUCAGAAAAAGACUCUGAACCUGUAUUAAUUCCUUUAGCUGAAGAAUGGGUGGCACCUGUUACGAAAAUAUCGAAUAUCGUUAACAAUGAAUGGAUACCCCUAAUUGAGCAAAUAUUUCAAUCUCAACAAGCUCCUGUUGUAGAAGAUAUGCUACGACAGAUUAAAGCAUUUGCUGUUAGAGUUGAAAAAACAAAAUCAAUGGCAGUAGCUGCUUGA